CAGACGCCGCGAGAAGUUUUUAUAUUAACUUUUAGUCCUUAACUGAAUGAGUCGUCACAGCGUCGACGCCAGUCUGUAACAUGGCGUCGAAAGCAAACGUCACCUUCCCCGUCCUGCUCGCGUCCGUCGUGCUCGUCGUGGCCACCGUGGUCAGACUGCGCCUGACGCCCAUCGGCAGAGAGGUCAAACGCCACCUGGGCUACCACGAGGACUCCUACCUCAACUUCACCGAAAUAGCCACCAAGUACGGGUUCGAUUGCGAGGAGCACGCAAUCACCACUGAAGACGGAUACAUCCUCACGGUAUUUCGAAUCAGAAGAAGGGAUUGCGCUCGGUAUAAGAGACCACCGGUGAUUCUGAUGCACGGCCUCCUCCAGAGCGCUGACUCUUGGCUGGACGCUGGCCCCAAAUCGGGCCUGGCGUAUCUGAUAGCGGGCCAGUGCCACGAGCUGUGGGUCGGCAACCAACGCGGCAACUACUACGGCAGGCGACACGUGCGACUAAAUCCAGACCGAGACGCUGAGUUCUGGAGAUUCGCCGUACACGAAAUAGGUGUGUACGAUAUCCCGGCUACGAUAGAUUACGUUUUAAAAAACACCGGAGAAGAGAAGCUGAACUACGUCGGGUUCUCCCAGGGCGCCGGGACCUUUUUCAUCAUGUGCUCAGAGCGGCCGGGCUCCUGCGACAAGGUGAACGUCCUCGUGGGGCUGGCGCCGGCGGCGAGGCAGACGCACACUAGAUCGGCCCCCUACAGAGCGUUGGCUACAGGGAUAAAUAAAUUCGAAGGACUGCUGACCUCGAUGGGCUUUCACGAACUUUUCGCCAAAGGUGCGAUCGAGCAAGAGUUCCUCUCUUUCCUGUGCAAGUUCCGUGCGACUUCCGAGGCUCUCUGCGGGGUGUUCUUGACUAUAAUAGACGCGUUCCACCCCGGCUCCGUGAGCGGUGAGUCCCUCCGAGUGUUGUACGGCCACUUCCCGGCAGGAACGUCGACUCGCAACAUGGCGCGAUACGGGCAGAGCAUGCAAUCGGACAAAUUCCAAAAGUUUGAUUAUGGAAGAGAAAUGAAUCUCGAAAUGUACGGAGCGGAGCGGCCGCCGAGCUACAACCUGAGUGCAGUGACCGUCCCCUUUGUCGCGCUGUACGGCCGGAACGAUCACUUGGCGGACUCAAAGGACGUGCAUUGGUUGGUGCAGCAGUUGCCUAACGUGUUGGAAGCUGCGGAAGUGGCCGACCCUCUGUGGAAUCACCUCGACGUGACGUACAGCCAGUUCAACAGACGUUUGAUCUUUCCCAAAUUGAAUCAGUAUUUGUCGAAGUUUAGUGAUUAAUAGAUACUAACUGGUAGCUUAAUAAAUUAAUGAAAGUUUGAUCUCUAAAAUGAAGUCAUGUUAUUUCGUACGAACUCUAAGUGUAAGAUUUAUUAAACUACAAUUUAUAGGCUAUGUUGUUAUAACUCCAUAAUUAGAGAGUUGAGUUGCUCACAGCUUCACAGUUAAUUAUUUAUUUAGUAUUGUUGUUGUUUUUGUUAUUUACAUAGUUGAUAACAACCGGAUAUUGAGAUACAUGUUCAUUUGUAGUAAUUUGCAUCAUCAUCAGUGGUCGUCGUGUUCACGGUCACGACUAUUUGUAAAAGGAGAGUUUUAAAUGUUUUCUCGAUGUAUUUUAUUUUUUUGUAUACUUUAAUCGUCGGUGCAAUCAGUUUAUUCUUGAUACUAAGGACAGAUUUAUAAAGGUCGAAUUAUUACUUCCUUUAAAGUUUCGAGUUACGCCUGUCCAGGUUACCAUAAUAAAAUAAGGAAAUACUUAAUUUACUUGGACACAUUAAACACGAAUAUAAUAUUUUUAUUAUCACGAUAAUCACAGAACGUUUCAGGUAAAAAAUAAAUUUUUUCGAGUUCAUUUUAUGACUGAUUUUUUUGUGAACAGGUCUUAUCUUAAUUACUGUGUUUUUAGACAUGUAAUCAAAAUUAGGUAGUAUCGUAAUUAUAAUUGUAGUAUAACUGUUUUUUGCGUCAAAAGAACCUCAAUGUGUGACCAAAAAUAUACUAAUGAGAAAUACCGGCGCUGAGUCGUCAUUUUGGCAUACCAAUACCCAGCGUCAUUCGUCAAGUCCUGCUUAGAGUUUUUCUGCAUUUAACGUAAUUGCCGUAUUUGCAAUGGCAUGGACUUUUUGUUGACGACGUGAAAACGAAGCGACGUCAGGCCAACGAUUAAAAAAGUUUUGUUUCCUUACGUAUAUCUUAAAUCUUAUUUGAAUUUUCGUAUACCUAAUUUCUAUUAAAUUUUGAAUGUGAUGAUUGUGAUUAGAUACUUAGAGCAUUGUUCUCUCCUUUGAGUUCGACAGACUGUGAGCUUAUCAGACCUACUUAGUAAUGCACGUGUAAGUUACUAGGUAGUAUUAAUGUUAUCAGGUAAACACAGUGUCGAGUAAAGUCCGUCAUAUCGUGUCGGUUCACCUUGAUAAUGAGAAACUGGUUAAUCAAGGCACUGGAAAUUGCUUGCGAUGUCGUCAAUAAUGACCUCGAGGAAAACUGUUCUCGUUUCAGCUUGAGUUCAACAGUUGACGACCCCGUGGCGCACUGAGUAGUGACCCUGCCUCUGCUUCGACGGUCGUGGGUUCGAUUCCCACAACUGGAAAAUAUUAGUGUGAUGAACGCGGGUGUUCCAGUAUCUGUGUGGUUUUAUAUUAUAUUAUUUAUAAGUAAUAGUUCUGUUCCUAUUUAUAGUUCAAGAAUAAAACAAUAAUUCAAUUUGUAUGAACAUUUUUAGACCGUGACCGUGCACUGUGAAGGGCUGAAUUGGCAAGCAAAUUACUUUUUGUAUUUUACAUUAUUUAAAUUUAGUUCAUUAAAUAUAAAUAAUUAUAAUAUAUGAUGUAAUGAGCAGAUUGUGUAUAUUUUUCAAAAUAUUAUUUGGGGAUUUUAAUACUGAUAUUUUACAUGUUAAUUCAUAUUUAGGUUUAUCUAGCUAUCAUUUAUUUUAUGUUAUAUAAUUUACAAAAAAAAGUUACGAUUUCAGAUUGAGUUAGGCAAUAAAGGAAAACAAGCAUU
Molecule: messenger RNA, 3050 nt
Organism: Bicyclus anynana (squinting bush brown)
Lineage: Eukaryota; Metazoa; Arthropoda; Insecta; Lepidoptera; Nymphalidae
Product: lipase 1-like
Exons: 1
Coding region: 81-1328 (415 amino acids)
Biological process (GO): lipid metabolic process
Molecular function (GO): hydrolase activity, acting on ester bonds
Source: RefSeq, a predicted model, not a curated record